Molecule: messenger RNA, 1198 nt
Organism: Perca fluviatilis (European perch)
Lineage: Eukaryota; Metazoa; Chordata; Actinopteri; Perciformes; Percidae
Product: NF-X1-type zinc finger protein NFXL1-like
Exons: 11
Coding region: 107-1198 (363 amino acids)
Biological process (GO): regulation of DNA-templated transcription
Cellular component (GO): nucleus
Molecular function (GO): RNA polymerase II transcription regulatory region sequence-specific DNA binding; DNA-binding transcription factor activity, RNA polymerase II-specific; zinc ion binding
Source: RefSeq, a predicted model, not a curated record
CCGGCAUGCAUCGCGAGGCUCUGCGCAUGACAACUAGACGACAGACCACUACUACUACUGUUGCUGCUUCUUCAGACUGCAGAGAGAGUUUUGGGAGGCGGUUGCCAUGGAGCCGGCAUGGCGACAGCAGGGCAGAGGGCGUGGCCGGAGUCAGGUGGGCCAGCAGGGCGAACGGGCGCGCCCCCCCCAGCAGCAGCAGAAGGAGAGAGAGAGACCGGGGGGGGCCGGACGCGGCGCCACCGGGACCAAGUCUGAGCCGCCACUGGCUGUUUCGGUCCAAACAAAGUUCGAGGAGAUCAGGAAGUCCAACCAGGCAGCCGCUCAGCGAUUGGCUGAGACUCGUAUCAGCUCCUCCUCCUCCUCCGAUGAUGAUGAUGAUGAUGAUGAUGAUGAAGAUGUAGACGUAAAGGUCGACCAGAAGGAUGGAAAGAGAGGGAAGAUCCUGGCGUCGACUUUCACCACCUAUACCGACCAGACAGGUGGAGACGCCUCAGGUCUGGCCAGGACUGGUCAGUACGUCACCGAUCUGUUUCAGUCUGGAGCUCUCACCUGUCUGAUCUGCAUCGCCUCCGUCAAGAGGACCCAGGCGGUGUGGAGCUGCUCCAGCUGUUUCUCUCUCUUCCACCUCCCCUGCAUCCAGAAGUGGGCCAAGGACUCGGCCUUCCUCGUCUCCUCCAUCACCGAUGAAGACUUCGGUCAGAAGCAGCAUCCCUGGCCCUGCCCAAAGUGUCGAGCAGAGUACCCACCCAGCUCCACGCCCAACAGGUACAUGUGUUUCUGUGGGAAGCUGCAGGAUCCUCCAGCUGACCCCUGGUUGGCUCCUCACUCUUGCGGCUCCGUCUGUCAGAAGGAGCUCAAACCCAGCUGUGGACACACCUGCCUGCUGCUCUGUCACCCCGGUCCCUGUCCUCCGUGUCCAAAGAUGGUUUCUGUUUCCUGUCUGUGUGGGAAAGCUAAGCCCCUCCCCCGUCGCUGUAGCAACAAGGCCUGGUCCUGUCAGCAGCAGUGCAACAAGUUGUUACCCUGCAAGCAGCACACCUGUACACAGCCCUGUCACACAGCCAAUCAGCUGUUAGGAGUCUCCCUGACAGCCAAUGAGAAGCUGUGGCUGGACCGUAAAGUGAUGAUGUCAGAGGUUAACCUGUUCAGGGGACCAGGCCUGACUCAGCCAAACGCUGAGCACCCCGCCACCUGCUGA